UGCCUUGCCAUUAUCAGUAAAGGCUCUGGGUGUCGCUAUUCUACCAAGGACUGAAAACAGGCACCAAGAGAUACUCUCCAGGGUUAUGCUGAUAGAACAGGAUUGACUUUAAACAAUACAAGCUGAAUGUGAAGGAGCAAUCUCAGUGACUGGAGUGGGCUAAAACCCUAAUCCCAGAGAUCAGCCUUGGGGGCAUAGAAACGAAAACAAAACCGGAAAAAUAAAGGCAUAUCUUCGAAAAAACAGGAGGUGGCACAUCCUGAAGAUGACAAAGGGAGUUCGACCGAGGCUCCGAGACUGCAAGGGGCAAAUCCUGCUUUGCUUUCUCUUGGGGACCCUGUGGGAGGCCGGGUCCGGACAGAUCCGCUACUCGAUUCCCGAGGAGAUGGAAAAGGGCUCUUUUGUGGGAGACAUCUCGAAGGAUCUGGGGCUGGAGCCACAGGAACUGUCCGAACGCGGAGCUCGCAUUGUCUCGGGAGGUAAGAAGCAGCAUUUCACUCUGAAUUUACAAAACGGUCACUUAUAUGUCAGUGAGAAAAUAGAUAGAGAGAGAGCAUGUGGACAAAUCCCUCAGUGUCUGAUGACUCUCCAGGUUCUCAUGGAGGAGCCAGUAAAGCUGAUACAGGCAGAAGUGGAAAUCUUAGAUAUAAAUGAUAAUUCGCCCACCUUCCCUGUGGAGGAAAUUUUGUUAGAGAUCAGAGAAAUAACCUCGCCAGGGGCCCGCUUUCAUCUCCAGGAUGCGCAGGAUCCCGACAUAGGCAACAAUUCUCUCCAGAAUUAUCUACUUGGCCGCAGCACACAUUUCAGCCUCAAUGUGCAGACGAAAGCUGGUGGUACCAAAUAUGCUGAGCUGGUAUUGGAAAAAGCUCUGGAUCGGGAGGAGCAAGCUGAGCACCAGCUCCUCCUCAUAGCCACUGACGGCGGGGAUCCAACGAGAACCGGAGAAACCCAGAUUCGGAUCCGGGUGUUAGAUGGGAAUGACAAUGCGCCCAUGUUUCAGCGCUCUCUCUAUGAGGUGAGCGUGCCUGAGGAUGUACAAACGGGCACAGUGGUGGUCAAGGUGCAGGCCACGGACCGUGACGAAGGUUCCAACGCCGAGAUAAUUUAUUCGCUAAUAAAGCUCUCUGAGGCCUCUUCCCUGAUGUUCCAAAUCGGGUCCACUAGUGGAGAGCUCAGAAUAGUAGGAAGACUGGAUUUCGAGGCGGAUCCGUUACAUGAACUGGAAGUGCAGGCCAUAGACGGAGGAGGACUUUCUGCACUGGCCCAUAUUUUACUUCGAGUGACAGAUGUUAAUGACAACCCUCCGGAAAUCACCAUCACUUCCCUUUUCAGUCCAGUCCCAGAAGACUCUCCACUUGGGACUAUAAUUGCCCUUUUUAAUGUCCAUGACAGAGAUUCUGGAGAAAAUGGGCAGAUCCGGUGUGCGAUUUCCAGACAAGUUCCUUUCGAGAUUUCACGUUCAUUUGAUAACUAUUACAGUUUGAUAUCCAGCGAAAUACUGGACAGGGAGCAAAUUCCAGACUACGAUAUCACUAUCACUGCGGAAGACAGAGGGGAUCCACCCCUGACUUCAAACCAAGUGAUACAACUGCAGGUGUCGGAUAAAAAUGAUAAUCCCCCAGUAUUUCACCAAAGUCACUAUUUAGCUUAUCUCACGGAAAACAAUUCACCUGGAGCUACAAUAUCUUCUCCCAAGGCGAGUGAUGCAGACAGCGAAGAUAAUGCCCGAAUCAUUUAUUCAAUUGCCAACGCGACUUUUCAGGGAUCGCCUCUUUCUUCCUAUAUUUCCAUCAACUCUGAGACAGGUGUCCUCUAUGCUCUGCGCUCCUUCGACUAUGAACAAUUCAGGGAGCUACAGCUGAGAGUGACAGCUAGAGACUCUGGGGACCCGCCUCUCAGCAGCAAUGUAGCCCUGACUCUGUUCAUCCUGGAUCAGAAUGACAACGCCCCGGAAGUCCUGUAUCCUGCUUUCCCUACAGAUGGUUCUAGUGGGGUGGAGCUGGCCCCGCGCUCUGCAGAGCCAGGCUACCUGGUGACCAAGGUGGUAGCAGUGGAUGGAGACUCUGGCCAGAAUGCCUGGCUGUCCUACCGUCUACUGAAGUCCACAGAGCCCGGGCUCUUCUCGGUGGGAUUGCACACGGGUGAGAUAACCACUACCCGGGUUUUCCUGGAUAAAGACUCCCAGCAAACUCUGAUAGUAGCUGUCACAGACAAUGGGGAGCCUCCUCUUUCUGCCACUAUCAGUGUUACAGUUGCAGUGGCUGACAGUAUCCCUGAGAUCCUUUCAGAUCUCAGCAGCCUAACGACCACUGAAUUUCCAAAUGACUCCAGUCUAACAUUCUACCUGGUCAUCGCAGUAGCUGCAGUGUCCUGCCUAUUCUUUUCUUUCAUUAUCCUGUUAUUGGCACUCCGGCUUCGAAGGUGGCAUAUGGAGCUUGGAUCAGCAAGUACACAUCUGGAAGGUGUUCAAGCCUCCCAGUUCCUGGGCAUAGAUGGAGUACAAGCAUUCCUCCAGACUUAUUCACACGAGGUUUCCACUACCAUUGACUCUCGGAAGAGCCAUUUAAAAUUCUCAGCAAGUAAUUCACAGGAAUUUACCAGUAAGCAAAGAUCUGAUCAAAGAGAAUCUAUUAUGUCUUGGGAUGCCUGCAAUAAAGCAAAUGAAGAGCAAGCCUUCAUUAAGAUUGGGCCUCAGACAUCCGCUCCAUCACCAGUCUUUCCAACUUGGUAAAACCCAGCAGAAUUUUCAGAGCAUUUGAGAAGCCCA
This is a messenger RNA of Phascolarctos cinereus (koala), 2767 nucleotides long. The record is from RefSeq and is a predicted model, not a curated record. Lineage: Eukaryota; Metazoa; Chordata; Mammalia; Diprotodontia; Phascolarctidae.